AUAUUCUAGAGUGUGCGGGCGGGGCAGAAGGGACUGCGUAAAGGUUCGAUAGCACAAGGGCGCGUGCAGAUCUCUGAGUGGCUGACGGGCCUAGUUGUGACGUUGCUGCACUAAAUGGAGGCGUAGUAGUAGAGAAAGAUCAUCGUGCAGCAACAAUCCAAGCUCUUCUGAGAUACCAGUUAAAGCACAGUAGCACUGUUUUUGUUUUUUCGUUCCUUGUCCCCAGUUAGUCCCUAAAACAGAAUAUCCAGAUUCGUGUUUAAACCGGUCUGGUCGGCAUUCGGGACGUGGUCUGCUUCGGCCCGUGCUGAUACAACAGUUAGCCAUCAGCGUAUGGAAAGACGACACAAUACGCGUCAUGCGGCUGCUCUAGCAGCAGCGGCGGCUGCGGUAGCUGCUUCCUCCGUCAGUCCAGAGUGCCCCGAUUUAGAGAAAGAGAAGGAAGAAGACCCCCCUACAAGUCAGAGCUCAAUAUCGGAAACAGUGGAUAUGAACAAACGAGAAAUGUAUGAUAGAUUUAAGUGCUGGGCCAUGAAGACUUACGGUGAUAGUGCUAAAACCAAGACAGUUACUCGAAAAAAGUACUCAAGAAUAAUGAAGAUAUUAAAAGGAGAAGAACACAGCAAUGCUGAGAACUCCAAAUUUCGCUUUUGGGUAAAAGCCAAAGGAUUUCGCAUUGGUCCUCCGACAGGCCAAAGAUCGGAAGGAGGGCGAAGUGACCAGGUUCUCUAUGUACCGUGCACCAAGCUGUCUCCUGGAACCGGUAAAGAAGACACUGUAUAUAAGAAGGUGGCUGUUGUUGAAAACUUUUUUAACAUCAUCUAUGAAGUUCACGUUGAUAAGGACGUACGUGGAGGAAAACAUGCAGGACAAAAACGCACUUAUAAAACCAUAGCCGAAACUUACGCUUUCCUGCCGCGUGAGGCGGUAACUCAUUUUCUGAUGUCCUGCGCCGACUGUCAGAAAAGAAUGCAUGUUGCGACAGAGUGUGACGGGAAAAGUGGUUACUAUGGAAACAAGGAUCGUCGUGUCAGAAGUGGGGCCAAUUCUCCUGGAUCAGGCUCUCCAGUUCUAGAAGAGAACAACACCCCCCAACUAACAACUGACAUUGAUUACAACCUACCCAUAACAACAACUUAUUUGAAACGUAUGAGAAGCUUGGGCUUUUCAAAAGAAGAAGCUUUAAAUUUUGACAGAGAGGAAAUUACUUCAAACACUGAGAGCGAGAGCAGCGAGAACGAAACAGCAGCGCUCUCUACUACAGACGGGGGAAAUUAUUCUACAAUGAUUGAAGCUAACGGAGCUCAUCAUAUUUUACGAGAAGAUGAAGACAGAAAAGAAAGUACAAAUGAAGAGAUCCCUAACGAAGAAACUGGAACUUCCCCAAAAGACACACCUCUUGAUAUGAGUGCGUUAAAAAGAGAAAACGGUGAAGUUAAAUGUUCCGAGGAAGAACCAAUCAACAUGAUCAAAACCGCGGACAUCAACAGCUCUGAUCAGUGUCGUCCUCUACAUUAUUGGACAAGUCCCAACAUCGAAACUUCGGCAACUCUCGACGGCAUAAAGGAAGACGAAGACGAUGACGAAGAAGAUGACACAGACAGAAUUGACGUAAAUGCAUACGACCCUGAACGACUGAAGGCUUUUAAUAUGUUUGUUCGGUUGUUCAUCGACGAAAAUCUAGAUCGGAUGGUACCAAUCUCCCGUCAACCAAAGGAUAAGAUACAGGCUAUUAUUGAUUCGUGCUCUCGGCAGUUUCCGGAAUUCUCCGACCGAGCUCGGAAACGAAUAAGAACUUAUCUCAAAUCUUGCAGAAGAACAAAACGAGCACGGGAUCAUAAUGGUUGGGAUUUUGACCGAUCUGCGCCACAUCUAUCGUCUCCGUUGGCCGAACAAAUUCUGUCAAUAGCAUGUGAUAAUGAAAGUCAGAACGCCAAACGAAUGCGGUUAGGCCUAAAGCCUAUUUCAGUUUCUCUGUCUGAAAUUGAUCGAGCUCGUAGUGGUAUACCAAGUUCCUCUACUAUGACGUCAUACACUGAAGCAGCUAACACCUCACGUUUUACAGCGACGCCUGUAAAAAAUACAUUUGUACAUCCUCAGGAAACCCAACUCCAUGCUCAAUUCACUAAACCUAUCCAGCACUCCUUACUACAGACCAAUCGAAAUUUUCCAGCUUCAAUGUCAUCACAAACUUCGGUUGCUCCAACUCGACUCAAAAUUGUGAACGGUGUCACCUGUGAAUCACAACCGUCCAGCAAUUCAUUACUGUCAAGUAGCGUCACCUAUCGGGGUCUACCUCAGUUUCAUAUUGCUGUAACAGAGACGACAGCGUCUCACUCCAAAAAUUCACACCAGGUGACACUUUCUAGUGGCACUCUAACGAAUGGUCCAACCGAUCUGACUGUUAAGAAGCCUUCCAUUCCACGUUAUUCACUUAAUCCAAAUGAGGCCAACGCUGUCAGACAAUUAAUUGCUGGUUACCGUGAAUCGGCUACGUUUUUACUACGAUCAGCCGACGAACUGGAACAAUUACUAAUGCAGCAGAAUUAACGACAACUCGAACUGAUAAGACAGAAAACUUAGUUUCGUUCUCUUAAAGAUAAAUGUAAUAUAUUUGUUGGUAUAUGAUCGACAAAUGAAGAGAAUUUGGUACCAUUUUAUGUCAUGAAUCAAUGUUGGCCUCUUCAGGGAAUUUUUGUAAAACAUAAAACUCAAACUAAUUAUUAUUAGGCUGAAUAAGACAAUUUGACUUGUAGCAGUGCCAACUUUUUUUUAUCUUGAUGGGCCGAUUCCUACAUGGACACAAUUCCUUUUUUCGAAUCAAUUAUUCCGUUGAUUUGUAUUCACGACGUCACGUACUUGAGUGGCAUUACUAUUUUCAGAUCAAAUCUUCUGUUGAUCUGAAUCAGUGACACCAUUUUCAAUGUUAAACACCAUUAUUUAGGUGAAUUGUGGUACUUGUAUUUAACGUUUUAUUGUGGUAAACUUACAAAAAUAUUUCAAUGUCGUUACACUAAUGAUCCGUUCAUACCUUUGUGGUAGCUUACGUUAAUAAAAUCAAAAACAAAUUAUUAAAUCGGAACAAGAUAAAACAGUAAUAAUUUUGCAUAUAUGCACCAAUAUGGCAGGUUAAUGCAUGCUCAAGAUACGAAAAGAGUCCAACAUAGAGAGGUCUGCUCUCUGGAACUACCACUCACCAAAACACCACUUCCACAGCAUCCAGAGUACAUAUCUAGACACUUGCUUUCAGAACCUUUGUCUCUGAAUCAUAAAAGAUCAUUUACACGGCCAAUUUGGUAAGCUACUUCAACACUUUGCAUGGAGGCUCAGUAAAAUACUGCGCGUGUCUUGUUUUCCUGAUCCCAGCUUGGUGUGUUCAUUUCUCUUUCACGGAUAUUAAUUUGGUACGAUUGUACAAGAAAUAACAAAUAACUAAGUUUAUGGGUAUAUUUACACGUCAAGAAAUACAGUUUGUAUAACAAAAAUAAAAUCACCUCCUUCAACAGCAUAAGUACUUUUAUCGUAUUUACUAGGUGGCUCAGCGGUAAGCUCCGGAGCUGAAAAUACUAAAAUCGUGGUUCGAUACCCGCGUUAGGUACAGCGAGAUAGCUCAUUAUGUAGCUUUGCGUUUAACAAGAAACAAACAAGUUUAUGUGAAAUUAUCACCUCACACAAAUAUGAACUUCAUUAAAUAGCAUAAAAAAUAAGUAUGUUAGAUUAAAAAGUUCAAAUAUGAAUUUUUGGAGAAAUCUUUGAAUUGUCAAAUGUUUGUGGGAAAAUUAAAUAUUUUUGUAUGUGUUGAAACUGCCAUCACACAGAACCAGUUGUUGACAAUCCUUCGUUUUUACUUAAGUGCCCCAUUUUGAGUUACUAAUCUUAAAUUAGAUACUGAAUAAAGAUAGUUUUGUAUUUUUUCACUAGUAUAGGAAUUCCCAAAACAAGUUAACAGGAAAUUUAUAAGAAGGAUAUAAUUUCAUAAAAUGUAAUUACCUGUUUACUUAUCUUUUAUAUCAGCCAUACUUUAAUUGCUUAGUAAAACAAUGGAUUUAGUCCCAUCCUAUGAAAAUCACAGUAACCACUUCAGUCGAGUUUUAAAACAAGGCUUAAAAGCUUACUACAUUUAGAUCAUUUCAUUUAAAGGACUUACUAAUGAAAUUUCAUCUAACUAUUUUUGAAACUGUUCGACAGUCGACUCUUAGCUAUCUAAAUGAUGCUUCUUAAGUAAUUUCUAACUCGAAGCAAGUUAUUGAAAAAAUUAUACAUAACUACUUUUUCUUUAAGUCCUCGUAUUACUUUAGAAAAUUCGACAUUCCAACUUAAAAAACAACAGAUUUGCGAUGUCCAAAUUUUGAAUUUUCGAUCCUAAACACACAAAGAUACCACUGACAGAAAAGCAUUCCCAAAUCAUUCUCAUAGAGUUCAACAUUGACAGAAAACUGCCUCCCAAAUAAUUCUGCCAAACUGUAGCUCAAAACUGACAGAAAGGGAUUCCCGAUAUUCUGUUAAACUGAAAAGAGUAAUUCAGCAUUCACUUUUAAUUUUAAUGAAUGUUUAGCGGAUAGAUAAUAUCUAUUUGUAUAUUUGGGGGAAAAAGAAAUUACUUUUUUAUUUUUCUACAUACAUGCAUUUGUUUUAAAAUACCCAUCUCUUAAAUGGCAGCAGAUAUCAGGUACGUUAAUGUGUGCUUUUUUACGCAGAAUAAGUUUAUAUAGUCCUAAUUUUAUAGUUGAUAAAAUAUACAGUAAACUAUUUUAAGGAGAUGUCUUUAAAAUAAAAAUUAGAUAAUCAAUUUAAUUAAAGUGUCAGGUUUAAGUAAGGUAUGUGAUUCGAAUAAUUUAGGAUUUAGCUGUGCAUAUAGUAAGUUAGGCUUAGCUUGACUAUGCUGUUACAUUUGAAGAGUGCUCCCCGGUGGCACAGCGGUAUGUCUGCAGACUUACAACGCUAGAAACCGGGUUUCGAUACCCGUGAUGGGUAGAACACAGAUAGCCCAUUGUGUAGCUUUGUGCUUUAUUUCAAACAAGCAUUUGAAGCUUCGUUUUGAAAUAUAUGGAUGUUGUAAUAAUUUAAGUAAAUAUUUAAGUAUUUGCUGUUUAAAAAUUUUUUGUGACAAUUUUGUUAUAGUUGAAUUAUGUUUAGUGAAAUAAUAACAGUAAGGAAGCAUGUAACAAAGGGAUAAAACUGCUUUUAAUAACGAAUAUUGACAUACAAUAGUUUCAAAACAAAGAUAUGAAUGUUCAUAAAUUGUCUCCAGGCAGGGAUCGAGAACUGUAUUUUGAUGGUCACGGAACGUUAAAUCUAGUGCUGAAAACUGCUAAACGUGGUGUUAUAAUUCUAUAUUCAUAACCUCUUUCACUGGCUACUAUGUUAUUUUAUUCUGGCAUGAACCAUGUGCUGGACUAUUACUAACUCACAGUUUAUUUUUUAACGCCCCCCCCCCAUACCCCGAAUAAACCUUAGCAACGUCCCUGUUAUACCUGAUCGUUUUUAUCUCCAGAUAGAUAUGAAUCACGGCUUGACAUACGUUUUAGUAUUAUUCACGUUGUCAGGAGAAAACACAUACGUUGAUUGUCAUAGGAAAAUUAAGCGAUGUUACUAUAAGUUAGCCCGACAUUGUUAUGUGUUAAUUGAUAAUGUUGAGUAAGCCUUGAACGAUGUCACGUGUUUUUAUACGCUUAGCUUUAUAUAAAGUUCACAGAAAAUUAGUAUUUAAAUUAUGAUUGUAGAAAAUGAUGGUUCGUUUGUUACGAAUAUUGAGACAAAAAACAAUUUCCUCUUAAAGUAGUAUUUGUUCUUGGGAUUAUCUCAUCUGAGGCAUUUCAUUUAAAUCAUAUUUAUCUAAUAUUUCAAUCACGUUAUACAAGUUUAAGUUUUACUUAAAUUGAUGUUAAAAGUGAGAAUUCAUAUCGUGUAAAACAAAUAUUGCUUAAUUUAAAAGACACGUAUCGCAAGUUCGGAGUUCUAAAUCUAAUCCUUCAGCGUUAUUAGCUCAUAAAACCUUAUGUUUGAUAACUGAAAAAAUUGGCUUUUAAUAUAUUUUUCUCGAACAUACUACUUAAAAGGAGGUUGAAAACAAUAUUGAUCUGGUAUUAUUGUCUUGAACAAUCAGUGCCAUCUAGAGGGAAAAUUGAAAGUUUUGUAUUUUUCUAUACAUCAGUAUUCAAGACUCUCGUUAGAUAACAAAUCUUAUACCAUGACAUGUGUUAUCUUAGUCUCCAGCAUUAAUUGAGUGUACACUUUGUUUGCAUGUACACCAAGCAUUAAACUUUUCAUCAUGAACUUGAACUGUAAAGAAAUUAAAUUAUCGACAUUGAAUCUGCACAUUGUUUGUCAUAAAAUUCAAACUAUUACAGCAACCGCUUCAUUUAUUAUGUUGUGUAAUUACCUUACCUUAACUUAUUUUAA
This is a messenger RNA of Limulus polyphemus (Atlantic horseshoe crab), 6402 nucleotides long. Its product is annotated as nucleolar protein 4-like. Bases 334 to 2550 code for a protein of 738 amino acids. NCBI's taxonomy places the organism in Eukaryota, Metazoa, Arthropoda, Merostomata, Xiphosura, Limulidae. The transcript has 10 exons. The record is from RefSeq and is a predicted model, not a curated record.